Messenger RNA from Panonychus citri (citrus red mite), 1827 nucleotides. RefSeq lists its product as uncharacterized. Lineage: Eukaryota; Metazoa; Arthropoda; Arachnida; Trombidiformes; Tetranychidae. Gene Ontology annotation, molecular function: protein dimerization activity; RNA polymerase II cis-regulatory region sequence-specific DNA binding; DNA-binding transcription factor activity, RNA polymerase II-specific. The coding region runs from base 557 to 1786 and encodes 409 amino acids. The transcript has a single exon. The record is from RefSeq and is a predicted model, not a curated record. Gene Ontology annotation, biological process: regulation of transcription by RNA polymerase II.
UUGCCCUUCAUCAUCCUUAUCAUCAUCUUCUUCUUCUCCAUGUACUUUAACCUUAUUCUUGUUUUUCUUUUUCUUCUUCUUCUCUUGUUUUCUUUUUCUCUUCAUCUUCAUCUUCUGAUUUUCUUUUCUUCUCCCGCCAUUUUUGUUGAUGUUCACUUGUUCCCUCCAGCAACAGAUGGCAGAGUCGAUCCAAUCUCUUUCUUUUCCCUUAGAAUAUCAACCAAACUCCGCCCAUCGACUCACUCGCUCUCUCUUUUUCUCAUCUUCGCCUCUGAAUAUCUGGUUUCUCUCUGUGUGACUCUUUCUUUUUCACUUCUUUUCUCUUGAACGAAGUACAUUAUUUUUUUUCCUUCUCUCUAUUUUUUUGUCUGCCUGUUUUUCUUUUUUUUUGAAUCGCAUCUUCUUCUCUCUCUCUCUCCCAAUUUCUCUCUUCUCUCUAUCAUCUUAUAUACAUUUUCUUCUCUUUUUUCCUCUUUACUUUUUCUUCUUCUUUUAUAUAUAUCACAUAUUAUAUAUUAGUUUGAAUUGUUUGAAAAACAGAGAAAAAAAAGUAACCAUGUCUCUAAGUGGUGAUAAUGUGGAUAUUCUUGGUGAUAUGUAUUACAAGUUUCUAGUUCAUGACUGCAUGUGGUCUGGUGGUACCUGUAAAGAGGAUAAUACACACGAAACAACUAAUAAAUUCAGUGAUUUUAGUUAUUUUUCAACAUCACCCGUUUAUGGUUCAAUAUUUGACAUUUUCAAUAUAGAUGAUGAAAACAGUUUAGGUGAAAUUAAUUGUGACCCUGAAUACGAUACAUCUGAUCAAGAUGAUUCACCUCUUAGUGGUCUUUCAGCUGAAGAUACCGAACCUGUAGAAGAUGAUAAUAAUUUAUUAAAUCCUUCUUGUUCUUCAUCUCCUACACCUUCAACUUCUUCAUCUAUUUCAACUUUAACCGGAUCAACUAUUAUUACACCAACCGGCUUACCAGUAGCAGCAGAUUGUUCAAUAAUUAAACCAACAACUUCUAGAGCAACAUUAACCGGCAAAUCAACCGGCUCAAAUAAAUCAACUUUAUCCUCCAAAGCAACUAAAUCAGCAAGUUCAAAAGUCAAUUCAGUAAACUCUAAAUUGACAUUAUCAGCAGCAGCAGCAUCAACAUCAACAGCAAGAGCAACAACUUCAACCGCCAAUUCACUAGUUACCCCGACAAUCUCACCAAUAGCUACAAUUUCACCAACUUCAAUCGCAAAUUCACCAAUUAUUUCAACAACAACAACUACUACUACCACCAAUAACCUGACACCAUCUACAUCAUCAGUAACACCAACAGCAGCUAUACCAAUAAAUGCUAACCUCACCGUUGCCUCAAAUUCAUCUUCUUCUUCUUCAAUCCUUAAAAGUACGGGUAAAGCACGAAAUCCUAAAUCAUUAUAUCCUGAACGUAGAAAAGAACAUAAUAAUUCAGAGAAAAAACGACGAGAUCAUCUAAGGAACGCAUUCAAUCAUCUUAGAGAUCAAAUACCCAAAUUAAAGGACGGAGAGAAAAAGGCUGCGCGGGUAACCAUUCUAAAAGAGUCUGUAUCAUAUGUAACUCUUUUAAAGGAGAAACAUCGCUACCUAGAACGAACCAAGAACGCUGAGACAAUUAAGCAUGAAAAUCUAUUGAAAAGACUUAAAAUGCUUCAAUCUAGUACUGGUGCUAGUAUAAGCUUUAAUAAUAACAACAAUUCUAAUAUUAAUAAUAAUAAUAAUAAUAACGAUUUAAACGUCGUCUAUGUUCAAUGUAAUUCUUCAACAGUUUGUUAAAUGGCAUUAAAAUUAAGAUUAUACCCUUACCACCAUCAAAA